Phytophthora nicotianae INRA-310 is the source of this 1646-nucleotide messenger RNA. RefSeq lists its product as hypothetical. NCBI's taxonomy places the organism in Eukaryota, Oomycota, Peronosporomycetes, Peronosporales, Peronosporaceae. The transcript has a single exon. The record is from RefSeq and is a predicted model, not a curated record. The coding region runs from base 274 to 1410 and encodes 378 amino acids.
AGCGAGGUGUCAUUUUGUGGAUUUUUUGUGGAAUACACUAAACUGAACUCCGACGAAGCUCUGAGCCGUCUGUCGAGCCUUUCAUCGCCGCCGUUACGACCAAGUGCAGCACUAACGUUGCAGCCGGCGGAGACCGACAGUCUCCGACAGAGACACCGACACGUCCGCCCGUCGGUAGUCGAGAGACGCUCUCGCCACUUUCGACUUCGCCACGCACCGCGCAUACCCGCUACGGUUUUUUUUUUUUUCCACAACUUUCAAAAUAUUUCGUCCAUGGGCAACAAGUUGGCGUCGUCGGGGGAGCAGCGAGUAUCCCGAGUCAGCAGAUUCAUCAAACCCACGCGCCGGUCGCAGUCUCCGGGUGGCUUAAUGUCUCCCUCGUCGCCGUCACUGCAACAACCGAGUCACCACAAACACAAACGCCGUUCUCGCUCGCAGAGUGAAGGCGUGACGAGCGAUUGUGGCACGGUGAUUUCCACUACCGACUCGCAGCUACCACGAGGUUCGAACUCGAGUGAAAAAGCCAUGACCCCCUCGUUGCCACUGGAUCCUACCACCGAAGAAGAAGAGCUUUCCAACAGCUCAAGCAAAAGAAGUGAAAAUGCCGCCGACCAGGCUCGACGCAUCCACGAGGCGGAGAAGAUUUUGCUUGAAAUUGCAAAAGAGUACGCGGCGAAAAGAGCCGCCGGACUGGUGCCCACUAAGCCCGUGCCGGCACGGACAUUACUGUGGGAAGAGAUGGAGAGAAGAGCACAGCGGGCACGAGCAAGAGUCGGUCGACGAGGCUCGUGUGUCUUUGGCCGAGACUCAGAGGAAGGGCCGUGUGGCUGCACGAGCUACAAGAAGAUGAAAAGGCUUCCUGACGGACGGGAAAAUGGUGGCGGCGUGUGCGAGUGCUGUAAACACGGAGCUCCGUGGCACCGGCUUACCGGGGGAACAAUGGCAAGCGGCGUCACCAGUAUGCGGUCCUCUCUCCGUUCCCGACGGACGAACAGCCGCAAUAGUCGCAGCGGGAGCGGUCUGCCGCAGGAUAGUUCGUUGUAUUCCCUUGGCAGUGAUUAUUAUGAUGAAUACGACGACGAGUACGAUGAGGACGAGAGUGAAGACGACGAGGAUAUUGCCAACGAGGUGGCAAGGCCCUAUGGCAUGAUGGAAGAUCCGACCCCACCGCUAGUGCACACGCCCUCUCGCAGCGAAGGCGACGCUUUGGAUCGCAGCUCGCUCUUCUCGAACGGAGAUAGUUUCGGACUCCCACCGAGGCUUUCUAGUACGAGUCGCCAUCUGGAUAAGCUGCUGAGCGCCAUCGCAAAGUAUCGUGCCAUGGGACUCUGUGAAGACGAGAUUGAGCUUAAAAUUCGAGAGGACUUCCCGCCCACGGAGCACGGUGGCAAAUCUCGAGCGAGUCGGUGAGCAAGGAGAGUGUAACAUUGUAAAUGACUGUAGAUAGCAAUAGAAGCCCGCAGUUUUGGAGAAUUUUCUUAUCUUCCGACCUGUCAUGGUAGAUUUCCGUAGAUUUCAGCUGGCAAAAACGAGAUGACUCAACGCCGGCAAAUACACUGGAAAGUUGCGGCCACAAAAAUCCACUGGUAGGGUAACCACAUGAAGUACUAUUACUGUAAAUGAAUCUCAAUAAAUUCAGUCUCUCC